AAAUACCUGAUGUCGUUGUCAAAUGGCUCACGUAUGCCUUGGUACUACACAUCGUGGCAUUCGCUCUAUCCGCUCUAUCAGCUCUACUUGGUCUUCUUGCCCACAUUCGGGAAAUGGCCAUGACAUGUUUCAGCAGUUGCUUUGCAGGUUUCGCAGCUGCUGUGGCACUCGUCGCUUUCAUAUUUGAUAUCGCUUUGUUCUUCAUCGCCAAAUCCCGCCUGAACAGUGUGUCAGGAGGCUCUGCGCAGAUUGGCAACGCUGUAUGGAUCACGUUGGCUGCUUGGAUCCUCCUAUUCUUUAGUGGUUGUUUCUAUGCCAUUGGUCGCUGCUGUGUCAACAGACGUCCGAGAGGUAACAAGUGGGAUGGUCGAGAUCAAGCUGGAGCAAGCGAUACCAAUACACAUGCAGAUCAGAUGCGGUUGGGCGCUGUCAAGGCAGAGGCUGAUCGAAAAGCAAGGCAGGGUCAGGGAGAGGUUGGACUUCCAGCUUUCCAAGAAUACGAGCCCUUGAAGGCCAGCGUUUCGGGUGAUGAAGCCUACGCGGACGAAGAAGAGAGGGUUCCCUAUCAUGACAACCAUAAUGGCGAGAUGCCCGGGUCGUACGGUAGGCAGCCAUCUACGACUGGCUAUGCCCCUGGUGGUUAUGGCCAAGCCCCUGCUGGCUCAAGUGCAAUGGAUGAGUAUAAUAACCCUACAUAUCCUCCCCAACCCCAACAUCAUGGCAGCUCCCAUACUCAGACAACAUCUGGAUAUGCACCGUCUUAUUACGCUUAUGCUGCUGGAAAUACUACAAUGGCGGCAGCUGUUGUGGCUGCAGAGCGUCAACAGUACCCAAUGCUAAACACUUACCAUAACCCGGAACCCUACUCCGCACAAACUUCUCCAACUGGAACUACUAUCUAUAAUGACCCAUUAAGCCAGCAGUACGGAAUUGGCCAGGAGUAUGACCCUUAUAAUCACCAUCCGCAAACACUCCGCCAGGAACUCUCCUUCAACCCUGAUACCUGUAACUCAUCUGGGGCAAUGUAUGGAGCUUCAAACCAAUCUUCUCAUGCAUCAUCUUCCAAUGCAUACGCACCCAGCCCGUCACCUGUCCAUCAAGGUCAUACUAGCUACACUCUCGGAGGUGGUGGGUACGGUCGCAGCGCAAUCCCUGCUAUUUCUAGCCCUCCCGAAGCACAGCAGUCGUCAUACUUCCCCUGUUCUCAUGGACUUUCCCCAAUGCUCACGAAAUUCGCUUCUGGGGAGCAAAGCACGAGCCCAGUUAAAGGCCCUAGGUCCCCUCAUAUCGUUAUCGGGUCGCCAGUGCACCAACGUUCCGGUGAGAGUCUUCCCGGAUAUGAAGUUAGCCCUUCACAGCCACCAAAGCAACGGUGAUUAAAGAGAUUAAUCUACUGGGCAAAACAUAUUUAUUGUGCAAUAUUCUUUUUUAUCAUUGCACUUUCCUCUUGACUAUCUCGUUCACGAAUGUGUUUCAUACACUUACAAUAUUGAUUUACUCGAAUCAUAAAAUCAUCAUCUAGGCUCGUCCCCAGCUGUUCCUGGGUAAAGUUUUGUUUAACAUAGCCGAAAUUGUCUCUUGACAAUACCUAGUAACGAAUGGGACCACUCGUCGC
Messenger RNA from Serpula lacrymans var. lacrymans S7.9, 1615 nucleotides. RefSeq lists its product as uncharacterized. The record is from RefSeq and is a predicted model, not a curated record. The coding region runs from base 114 to 1376 and encodes 420 amino acids. NCBI's taxonomy places the organism in Eukaryota, Fungi, Basidiomycota, Agaricomycetes, Boletales, Serpulaceae. Gene Ontology annotation, cellular component: cell division site; plasma membrane; growing cell tip. The transcript is spliced from 2 exons.